AUGGUCAACGCGGGUGCAAUUGUGGUAGCCUCACUGAUGAAGCGUGGUUCACCGCUCGCCGAUCGUUUUGAUUCAGCACUUCAGAAACUGAAAAGCUUUGCUGCCGGCGGGCAUGUUGGCUUCGACAAUGCCGUUUAUCUCUCUGAACGUGAAACGGGCGAUCGUAAUUAUGCCCUCGCCUAUUAUAUGCGUGAACAUGGAUGCUUUCCGUCAAAUAUCAGUUUGCAGGAAAACUUGGAUCUCUAUUUUCAACUGUGCGCAAUUGAGACCAACGUGGAUACACUGGCCGGAAUGGCGGCUACAUUGGCGAAUGGUGGAGUAUCUCCGCUAAGUGAAGAGCGAGUGGUGUGCAAUCGUGCUGUCCGUGAUACUUUAUCACUGAUGUAUUCAUGCGGAAUGUACGAUUACUCGGGCAAAUUUGCUUUUCAGGUUGGCUUACCGGCAAAAAGUGGUGUUUCUGGUUGUAUGAUUAUGGUUGUACCAAAUGUUAUGAGUAUUUGCUUAUAUUCACCACCACUUGAUGCCCUUGGUAACACUGUUCGUGGAGUCGCAUGCCUUUUACUCGGUGCGAAUAUUGCUGGACGAGAUUAUGAUGAUCGAACAGUACUCCAUGUUGCUGCUGCAAAUGGCAAUGAAAAUGUUCUGAAAUUUCUGCUUAAACGAUGGCAGGAAAGUCCUGAUCCAGUAGAUCGAUUUGGGCGGAAACCGAUUGAUGAUGCCAUUACAUUCGGACACGAAAGUUGUGCUGAAAUUCUGCGUACAGCUUUACAAAACUACGAACAGCAACACAUGAAUAUGAAAAAUUCGGAGGCUAAGCAGCCUUGA
This is a messenger RNA of Gongylonema pulchrum, 825 nucleotides long. Lineage: Eukaryota; Metazoa; Nematoda; Chromadorea; Rhabditida; Gongylonematidae. The record is from the annotation of a GenBank genome assembly.